This is a messenger RNA of Dromaius novaehollandiae (emu), 4401 nucleotides long. RefSeq names its product cadherin 8 (gene CDH8). The record is from RefSeq and is a predicted model, not a curated record. Lineage: Eukaryota; Metazoa; Chordata; Aves; Casuariiformes; Dromaiidae. Gene Ontology annotation, cellular component: adherens junction; synaptic cleft; catenin complex. The transcript is spliced from 13 exons. Gene Ontology annotation, molecular function: calcium ion binding; cadherin binding. The coding region runs from base 434 to 2926 and encodes 830 amino acids. Gene Ontology annotation, biological process: homophilic cell-cell adhesion; calcium-dependent cell-cell adhesion; cell morphogenesis.
GCUUACAUGAAUUUCCAAGCGCUAGACCUGCCUCCGAGAUCAGCCCAAUAAGAGCUGUCAGGGGAGGCUCCCGGCUCACUUUUCCACAUCACUUCACAGUUACAUUUGGCAGGCAGGCACGUUGGAGCGCUCAGACCCGGAAUUAGUGGAUUUAUUUGGAAUAUCCCUGCUUUCCUGGAGAUGUGCUGCUGCCGAUGAUAUGUGCAAAGGGAGAAAUUAGUAACUACACUUUAGCAUGCAGGCACAGAAACCUGAGAAGCUAAAUAACCAGCAUCUCCUCUAGCAUCAGCAGCCUGAAAAAGCAUGAAAAGAAAAUCUGGAGAAUCCUGUCUAUUCACAGGGACUGGCUAAUAUUUUUUACCUCACCCUCUUAAUCCGUUUGUGAAGUGGCUGUUAGCAAGCUGUUUCCUUGGUCCUUGGAAGAGAAUCUUUAAUGACUGGAAAACUCAAUGGAUCAUGUUUUUAUAAUCUAAGCUAUUUUUAUGUUGACUGUGCUGUAAACACAUGGAGGAGCUCUUGUGGUACAAUGCCAGAAAGACUAACGGAAAUGCUUAUGGAUACAUGGACUCCAUUAAUAAUAUUAUGGAUUACUCUCCUUCCUUCCAUUUAUAUGGCUCCGAUGAAUCAAUCUCAAAUACUACCAAGUGGAUCCAGUACAGAACUAAAGAGGCUAACUGAAGAACAGAGAGUUUUGAACCGUUCCAAGAGAGGCUGGGUUUGGAAUCAAAUGUUUGUAUUAGAAGAAUUUUCUGGACCUGAACCAAUACUAGUUGGCCGGCUACACACGGACUUGGAUCCUGGCAGCAGCAAAAUCAAGUAUAUCCUAUCAGGAGAUGGAGCUGGAACAAUCUUUGUGAUCAAUGACAAGACUGGAGACAUUCAUGCAAUGAAAAGGCUUGACCGUGAGGAAAAAGCUGAGUACACUCUAACUGCUCAAGCAGUCGAUAGGGACACAAAUAAACCUCUGGAGCCUCCUUCAGAAUUCAUUAUUAAGGUUCAAGACAUCAAUGACAACGCCCCCGAGUUUGUUGAUGGUCCAUAUCAUGCCACAGUUCCAGAAAUGUCUGUUGUAGGCACCUUUGUUACUAAAGUAACAGCUACAGAUGCAGAUGAUCCAGUUUAUGGAAAUAGUGCUAAGCUGGUUUAUAGCAUUCUGGAAGGACAGCCUUACUUUUCCAUUGAGCCACAUACAGCUAUAAUUAAAACAGCUCUUCCCAACAUGGACAGAGAAGCCAAAGAAGAGUACUUUGUGGUCAUCCAAGCAAAGGACAUGGGAGGACAUAUGGGUGGACUCUCUGGAACUACGACAGUGACGAUUACACUCACUGAUGUUAAUGACAAUCCUCCGAAGUUUGCACAGAGUCUGUAUCACUUCUCAGUAAUGGAAGAUGUUGCUCUUGGUGAACCGAUAGGAAGGGUGAAGGCAAAUGACCUGGAUAUUGGAGAAAAUGCUAAGUCAUCCUAUGAUAUUAUUGAAGGAGAUGGAAUGGAUAUAUUUGAAAUUACUACAGAUGUCCAAACUCAGGACGGCAUUAUUAGAGUGAGAAAGCCACUGGACUUUGAGACCAAGAAAUCCUAUACUCUGAAGGUAGAAGCAGCCAACGUUCAUAUUGAUCCUCGCUUCAUCAGUGGAGGACCAUUCAAGGAUACAGCAACAGUAAAAAUUGUAGUAGAGGACGCUGAUGAGCCACCAGUCUUUUCAUCACCUACUUAUCUACUGGAAGUGCAUGAAAAUGCUGCUAUUAACUCUGUGAUUGGUCAGGUGACUGCUCAUGACCCUGAUGUGUCUUCCAGUCCUAUAAGGUUUUCCAUCGAUCGGCAUACUGACCUUGAGAGACAGUUCAACAUUAACGCAGAAGAUGGGAAAAUAACUUUGGCAACACCACUCGACAGAGAAACAAAUAUGUGGCACAACAUAACUAUUGUAGCUACUGAAACUAGGAACCACAGUCAAGUGUCCCGGGUGCCUGUUGCUAUCAAAGUUCUUGAUGUAAAUGACAACGCUCCUGAAUUUGCAUCAGAGCAUGAAGCCUUUUUAUGUGAGAAUGGGAAGCCUGGACAAGUAAUUCAGAUCGUCAGUGCCAUUGACAAAGAUGAUCCUAAAAAUGGGCAUUAUUUCCUAUAUAGUCUUCUUCCUGAAAUGGUCAACAAUCCAAAUUUCACCAUCAAGAAAAAUGAAGAUAAUACUCUCAGCAUUUUGGCAAAGCAUAGUGGAUUCAGCCGGCAGAAGCAAGAAGUAUAUUUAUUGCCAAUCAUAAUAAGUGAUAGUGGAAAUCCUCCCAUGAGCAGCACUAGCACCCUCACUAUUCGAGUCUGUGGUUGCAGCAGUGAUGGUAUUGUCCAGUCCUGUAAUGCUGAAGCAUAUGUACUUCCCAUUGGACUCAGUAUGGGAGCCCUAAUUGCAAUAUUAGCAUGCAUCAUUUUGCUACUAGUCAUUGUGGUGCUGUUUGUAACACUGCGAAGACAUAAGAAUGAGCCUCUAAUUAUCAAAGAUGAUGAAGAUGUGAGGGAAAAUAUUAUUCGCUAUGAUGAUGAAGGAGGUGGUGAAGAAGAUACAGAAGCCUUUGAUAUUGCAACUUUGCAAAAUCCUGAUGGAAUUAAUGGAUUUUUGCCUCGUAAGGAUAUUAAGCCCGAUCUUCAAUUUAUGCCCAGGCAGGGUCUUGCACCUGUUCCUAAUGGUGUUGAUGUUGAUGAAUUUAUUAACGUAAGGCUGCAUGAAGCUGAUAAUGAUCCUACAGCUCCACCAUAUGACUCUAUCCAGAUUUAUGGCUAUGAAGGAAGAGGCUCAGUGGCUGGUUCCCUUAGCUCAUUGGAGUCCUCUGCAUCAGACUCAGAUCAGAAUUUUGACUACCUCAGCGAAUGGGGUCCUCGCUUUAAAAGACUCGGAGAACUUUACUCAGUUGGAGAAAGCGACAAAGAAACUUGACAGUGGAUUACAAACUUUUUCACUGUUGACUUAACAAACAUGUAAUAUUCUAGGGCCACUGCUGUUAGUUAAAACUACUGUGGCUUUUUGUUUUAGAGGCAAGUUUAGCGCCAGUCAUCUAUAAAAUCAACUACAUUGUAAUGUUGAACCAAAAAAAAGUAUAUGUUAGGAGGUUAAGUCUUGUGGAGUGUGAAGUAAAGUAUGUGGAGUGUCUAGAAGUCUUUGGAUAUUUGAUAUUCACUUGGCCACUCUGAAGAUGGAGAUUUGGAUCUUUGAUUAUCUUCAGUGAAAAGAAUGAAAAGAAAACGGUGCUUUCUUAGGUAAUGGACCUGCAGGGAUUUUGCUGUUGAACAGUAUCUCCUGCCAGUAUGUGUAAAGCUAAUGGUUUGUUUCUGCAUUGCCAACAAAGAUCCCACCACAGAAAUGUUAAAAAGCAAUAUCUUGGUCUUCUUAGCAAUGCUGAAUAGAAAUAGCAUUGUAAAUCCCUACUGACUUCUACUGUGCAGUGACCAUACAUUGUACAUACAGUAAUUGUUGGCCACGUAACCACAGACUGAUCAUCAUUAAAUAUUGUGUCAAGCCUUAAAAUAUUCACAUGUUCUUAAUCCAUUCCAGUGAUGGGUAAUAAAUCCUACUGAUGUGCAGAGAUUCAGAGGCGGGGGUACAAAACCUUGCUUUACAAAAAGAUUUUUUCUAGAAGAAGGAUCGAUCCUGCACUUCGUCUUCUGAAAGGAAAAAAAAAAACCUCUGAAAGGGGAUGGACUUACAUAUAUGAAAGAAUUGCUGAUUUUAUUGCUAAAGAUCAAGUUUAUUUGUUCAAUUCUUGAAAUAAAUAUUUUAUUGAUGUCCAUUACUGCUUUUAUUUAUUAAGACUGAUAAUCUGUAGAGUGAGAUUAUACAGAAAACUAAAUUAUAUCCAUUAGAGUUUUUUUCUAUAUGUAAUGAAUGUUUAAUACAUGUACAUUUUGAAACGAAAAAUGACAAAUUGUUGCAGAUUAAAGCAGUAACCUAUCCAUUUGCAGUAGUUGAACUUUAAGAGAAUGCUGGCAGGAAUAAAAUUUUCCCAGAGAAAAUUUUUGACAGUUUUAUAUCUUCUUCAUAAAUCUAGUAACUGGUGUUUUUCAUACAAGCACAAACAGCUGGAAGUAAACUGGUUCAUGUGAAUAUUUCAACUAUUGACUUUUAGAAUUCCACACAUAACACAGUACAGUAAAAAAAAACAUGCUUAUAGUUCUCCACUGUAUUAGAGCAGGAACCAGUGUGUACAUAAUUUUACUGCUUAUGUUAUUAGCAUUUCUUUUCUAUAAUAUUCAUGGUGAUGCACCAGGGCUCUUGCACACAGAGAAAGAAAUACACUAGAAGCUGCAAGCAUAUUCAAUUUGUAAUGCAAACUUGCCAUUUAGAAGUAGCAACUGUAUAAUAAAACUAUGUAUUACAUGCAAAUCAUUUUAAUUUUCUACUUUGUUUUCAUGCUA